Mugil cephalus (flathead mullet) is the source of this 6526-nucleotide messenger RNA. It is a transcript of the gene kdm3b, whose product is annotated as lysine (K)-specific demethylase 3B. The record is from RefSeq and is a predicted model, not a curated record. NCBI's taxonomy places the organism in Eukaryota, Metazoa, Chordata, Actinopteri, Mugiliformes, Mugilidae. Gene Ontology annotation, biological process: regulation of transcription by RNA polymerase II. The transcript is spliced from 25 exons. The coding region runs from base 298 to 5676 and encodes 1792 amino acids. Gene Ontology annotation, molecular function: histone H3K9 demethylase activity; chromatin DNA binding; transcription coregulator activity. Gene Ontology annotation, cellular component: histone deacetylase complex; chromatin.
CCUGUCUACGAGGAGUGCGUUUGAUUGUUGCAGGGCUCAAUGGCGGACAGAGCAGGAUAGUCGCGUUAACACCGAGGACAAUAACGUUUCCACUGGGUGAAUUCCUGGCGUGACCCGGUCCGCCGCCGUGUCUCCCCGAGUGUAGCGGUCGAAACGACCUCUCUUGUGCAACAGCGCGGAGAACAAAGCUCUUUUCUGCCUCGGAGCCUGAUUAUCUUCCUUGAGUUGCCAUCUCCAGCGGUACAAGUUGCACCGUUCAUGGUGGCUCACUAGAGGCAGCUAGCUUGUGAGCAAACCAUGGGGGACUCUCUCGAAUUGAUAGGCAAGCGCCUGCUUCUGCUUCUCGACGACGGCAGGUCUGCGAAUGGAUCCGAGGCCGAGCGGGCUCCGUGGGCCCGGGACUGGCUCCGCGGGACGGUGCGGGCGGUGAGCGUCAUCGGCCUGGCCGCUCCGGAGGUUAGCGGCACGGAGGCGACCACUACCACCUCCACCAGCACCACCGCUGCAGGGCUGACGGUAUUUGUGGAGUUUGAGAAUGCGUCGCAGAGGUGUUCUUGGGUGCAGGUGUACGAUGAGGGGGUGAAAGCUGUGCUGGUGGAGGACUCCAUCGUCUGGGCCCAUCGUAGUGACGCUACAGAGACACCUGGAGCUCCAGCCUCAGCCACGUCCUGGCCUGCUCUGGCUUUCCGCUCACUAGUGGACAGAGUGGGUUUAGGGGCAUCGGUUCCCAUAGAGUAUUUUGGAAACAAGAAUUUUGCAUUCCUGCCUGACAACAAAGCUGUCCAGAGGUUUGAGAUUGAUAAAGACACAAGACACCCUUUGCUGUUGGAGCAACCCUCUCUGCAGGCUGCCAUCUCCAGCUGGCGUGCUGACUUUGAACUACAGGAGAUCUUCAGGAAGGGGUCGUACACUAUUCAAGGACGCAGGGUUCGUGUCUACCAGCCAGAGUUUGAGGAGUGCUGGGCUACAGGACUGGUCUCGCAGCACGACCCGAUCUCUCACAUUAUGGAGAUUACCUUGGAUAAGGGAGAAGAAAAUCAGAUUGUAGAUCCUCGUGUGAUACACGUCAUGCUGACAGAGGAGGAGAUUGGCAAGAACGGACGGCGAAGGAAGGACAGUGAGACAAUGAAGGGAGACAGUGGGCGCAGGCGUAGAACUGCCUCAGAAGGUGAGGAUGACUUGAACCUGAAACGGUUUAAAGGAGCAGGAGAUACGGGAGAUGCACAAAAGUGUGGCGAUUCCAACAAAACUCCAGCAGAAGGAAUGGGGAUUUGGGCCGGAGACUCCAAUGAAAGAGUCAGCAGCACAACCAAAAACGGGAGCUCUUCAGACGGAACCUUUCCUCAGGGCAGAGUGUCCUCCCCCAGCAUCAACCCCUCACUCCAGAUGGACCAGUCAAACGCCACUCCUCGCUGUCCCACCAACAUCAAAGAAAAUGGUCGCUCGCUCUCCACGCAAGGAGCUGCAGACUCUACCACCACCAUAACUCAUACCCCUACCCCUCCUCCCCUUAAACCGGCUCCCUCCCCCUUCUCCACCACGUCUUUUCCAUCACUAGGCCAGAUGCCAAUCCUGGUCCCCGGAGCUCCAGCCCCCAAGGCCUCCCCAUCACCCCAGCCGGACCGAGAGGAGGCCUGUCAGUCGGCUUAUUCUAAAACGGCUGCUCUUGUUUCCCCGGGACCUGUCACCAUCUCUUGGACACCAGACAGUGGCCCCAGUGUGGCUCUUUCUGCAUCCGUGGGUUUUAGUCCUAAAGCUCCCAUCUGGGGAAGCCAGACUGAGGGUUCUAAAACAGCAUCAGGGUUUCGUUUAUCCCAGACAGUCCCCACUGCUCCUGUAUUUGGAGAUAUUACCUCUCAGACCAAUGGAGCUCCUACCACAGCCUCCCAGGACACUCCCAGGCCUUUUGGCUUUGGUUUUGGUGGAGCAAAGAAUCAGGCUCCAUCUCAGCAAGACCAAAAUCUGUUUUUUCAGUGCAUGACCCAGAAUUCGGGCUCCAGUCCUAGCCUAACGUCUGGUCAGACCCCAUCCAAGGACACUAAUUACUUCACUGCAGUGUCUAAAAGCUUGACUAAAGAGCCCCCGAGCCUUUUCAAGCCAGCAACUUCCACUGAAGGGCUAAAAAAGCCUGAGCAGCCCAAAGUGCCUGAGGCCCAACCAACGGGAAAUGGUGUGUUCAACAAAUCAUCUUCGGCCUUCCAGGCCAUGGCUGGAUCGGCAGGAGGACGGAGCUCUAGCUUAAGUGUCUCUGGAGCCCAAUGUGCUUCCAAGAAGAACAAUAAUAAUGGAACUUCUGUAGGGGCCUUAGGGCUGCAGACUGGCUUUAAUUCUUCAGAAAGCCACCAGAACCUUUUUCUACAGGCCUCCAAGGAGCCUGCUAAUCCUUUUCUAGCAUAUGGGGAUAAAACCUCCCACACAUCAUUUGCUGGCCUCACUGGAACUGAGCCUCAGACUCUUGGUCCGGCCGUGGACAGCAGCAAGCCAAACCUCUUCACUAUGGCAGAGCCACCUAAGGGGAUCCUGUCUUCCCCUUUCCCAGCACACUCAGCAGCUGCUUCAUCCAGCUCUUCCUCUUCUCCGGCGUCAUCUUCAUCUCAGAGGUUACAGAGUGAAGGGUCCGUAGCAAAGGAGGAGCAAGAACUUGGGGAGAUGCCUUCAUCCACUUCAGGCUGCGCCAUGUUUGGAAGCACUGGCCCCAGUGGGAUGGAGGAAGCACCUGCGUCCUUUGACCAGAGCCAGUCGCAAAAAUUCAGUCUGGAAGAACGAGGCCAGUCGUCUAAGCGUGACUCUGACUCCAGCAGCAACAGUGACCUGUCAGACCUGAGUGAGAAUGAGGAAGGUCUGGAGAAAGGCCAAGUCCCGGGAGGACCUCUUCAUAACACCAAGGAUGGGACCAUUCUGCAGAAAACUAAAGUCCAAGGGGCUCCUAAGAGCCGUCCACGUAACAAGCCUUUCAAAGUGGGCCAGUCGGUACUAAAAGACCAGAGCAAGGUGCGACGUCUGAAGCAGUCUGGUGAGUCUUUUCUCCAAGACGGCUCCUGCAUCAACGUGGCCCCUCACUUGCACAAGUGCCGCGAGUGUCGUCUGGAGCGUUACCGGAAAUAUCGAAAUACAGGCGAAGACAGUGAUGGUGAUGACGACCCAAAUGUGGCCUGUCGUUUCUUCCACUUCAGAAGGUUGGCUUUCACUCGUAAAGGUGUACUCCGUGUUGAAGGCUUCUUAAGUCCUCAGCAGAGUGAUUCUAUGGCCAUGGGUUUAUGGCUGCCUGCACCAGCUGUCCAAGAGGGGCUCGAUCUAGACACGUCUAAGUACAUCCUGGCCAACGUGGGAGACCAGUUCUGUCAGUUGGUCAUGUCUGAGAAAGAGGCCAUGAUGAUGGUGGAACCUCACCAGAAAGUGGCGUGGAAGCGCGCUGUGCGUGGUGUUCGGGAAAUGUGUGACGUGUGUGAGACAACCCUGUUCAACAUCCACUGGGUUUGUCGCAAGUGUGGCUUUGGAGUGUGUCUGGACUGCUAUCGGCUGAGGAGGAAUAGGCCAAGAGAGGAUGUAGAUGAAACUCCAGAGGAUGAGGUUUUCUCUUGGUUGAAAUGUGCCAAAGGCCAACCUCAUGAGCCACAGAACCUCAUGCCUACACAAAUCAUACCUGGCACAGCUCUUUACAACAUAGGUGACAUGGUACACUCAGCAAGAGGCAAGUGGGGUAUUAAAGCCAAUUGUCCGUGUGCCAGUCGACACACCAAGCCUUUAGUGCGUCCUACUGCUCCCAAUGGAAUUUCACAGUCUUCGACGAGCAGUGGAGGUGGCCUUGCAGCUGCGGCCUCUGGUAUGGGCACCGCUCCAAAAUCAGAGGGUGAAACAUCGGUGAUUAAAACAGAAACUACGCAAACAGCAGCGCCGUCAGACAGUGGAGGUGGGGAAAGCGUGGGAAGUACCAGUAAUUCCCUCGGUGGUACAUCCUCACCCUGUAACCUCACCCAGUCCACUCCCAAGGAUUCGCGCUCAUCAGGAGAGGGCAACAGCUCUGCUCUGCACUGGCUUGCAGACUUGGCCACGCAGAAGGCCAAGGAUGAACCCAAGGAAUCCGGUACACUUCGCUCCAUAAUGAGUCGAGACAGUCGGCCUCCCUUUGGUCUGGAUUCACUCAGUGCCCUAUCAAAGCCUUCUGCUUCCAGCCCUAAGCUAUUUAACAGCCUGUUACUGGGCUCCAGUAUGGCCCAGUCUAAACCUGAGGGGUCCAGUCUCCGGGACCUGCUCAACUCUGGACCGGGAAAACUGCCCCAGGGCCCUGGAGAGAGUGGAGUACCAUUCCCUUCCGUUUUUACCUCAGCAGGAAGUGACAAGUUGAAGAGCAGCCUGCCGAACUUCCUGGAUCACAUCAUCGCCUCAGUUGUGGAGACCAAGAAGGCAGAGGGCCGUCGAACCGGGGCCUCUGAAGGUGGCGAACUCAGUGUGCUGGGGGCCCGCAAGGAUGGUGUAAUGGGCCUUAGUGUUUUGGAACCACAUACCUCACACUCCUGGCUCUGCGACGGGCGACUCCUUUGCCUGCAGGAUCCCAGCAACAGCAACAACUGGAAAAUCUUCAGAGAGUGCUGGAAGCAGGGACAACCUGUGUUGGUGUCAGGGAUACAUAAACGCCUGAAAUCUGAACUGUGGCGGCCAGAGGCCUUCAGUGAGGAAUUUGGAGACCAGGACGUAGACUUGGUCAACUGUAGAAAUUGUGCUAUUAUCUCUGACGUUAAAGUGCGAGACUUCUGGGACGGAUUUGAGGUUAUCGCCAAGCGACUGCAAGAUGCUGAUGGCCAGCCUAUGGUGUUAAAAUUAAAGGAUUGGCCUCCAGGUGAAGAUUUCAGGGACAUGAUGCCCACACGGUUUGACGAUUUAAUGGACAACCUCCCUCUGCCCGAGUACACGAAAAGAGACGGUCGUCUAAACCUCGCUGCUCGCCUUCCCAAUUUUUUCGUGCGUCCAGACCUUGGGCCUAAAAUGUACAACGCCUAUGGCUUAAUUUCAAGUGAAGACAGGAAGGUGGGAACCACUAACCUCCAUCUGGAUGUGUCCGAUGCCGUCAACGUCAUGGUCUAUGUUGGCAUUCCUCACGGAGAAGGGAACCAGGAAGAAGAGGCAGAUAUCUCCGGACGCAAAGAGGUCAUGACGACGAUCGAGGAGGGCGAUGUGGAUGAAAUGACGAAGAGGAGGGUGUACGAGGGAAAGGAGAAACCGGGCGCUCUGUGGCACAUCUACGCGGCCAAGGAUGCCGAGAAGAUCAGAGAGUUGCUCCGCAAGGUGGGAGAGGAGCAAGGCCAAGAGAAUCCUCCAGACCACGACCCCAUUCACGACCAGAGCUGGUACCUGGACCAGGUGCUCCGCCGCAGGCUCUAUGAAGAAUAUGGCGUCCAGGGCUGGGCUAUUGUACAGUUCUUAGGAGAUGCUGUGUUCAUCCCUGCAGGAGCACCACAUCAGGUACACAACCUGUACAGCUGUAUCAAGGUGGCAGAGGACUUUGUGUCUCCUGAGCAUGUGAGGCACUGUUUCAGACUGACCCAGGAGUUCAGACACCUGUCCACUACUCACACAAACCACGAGGACAAGCUACAGGUGAAGAACAUCAUCUAUCAUGCAGUGAAGGACGCUGUCGGGACACUGAAGGCCCAUGAACCUAAACUAGCACGCCCUUAGUUCCUCUCCCCGAACAACCAGCCUCUGAAGACCACUCCACUACACAAGCAGCAUACACAUGUACAAGCUGCAGAGUACAAAGAUACUGUAGGUUUUGGGGGGCAGUGAAGGUUUGAUUUUGGGGGGAAAAGAACACUUGUUUUUGGGAGGGAUUAUUUGGGGAGGGGCUAAUCAGCAGCAGUGCUUCGAUGAAGGAGGUCCUUUAUCGUUGUUACACAGUACGCUCAAACUUGUCUAGUUGUUUUCCUUUUUUUAUUAACUCUGUAUUUAAGGUCAGUGUGUUCUGUUUAUUUCAUUGUAUAUGUAAGAUGUGAGAGUAAGGGAGGUAAAAGCUGACGUGCCUUUGGAGCAGAGGUUCAGCGACAAUAUAAGCAACUGACAAAAUGUGAGUAUUGGGCUAACUUACCUAUUAUGACAACGUUGAUAUAAUUUUCUUCAAUAGGAGCAAGGUUAACCUGUUUUGUAGAUUUUUUUUGGUUGAAGUUUUUAAACAGCUGAUUGUUUCUGCCCUCUGUGGCUGAAAUGAAUCUGUGAAGCAGCCAGUCAAGGGAAGCAGACCAAAGUUUUGUAUGUUUAGUUUUCUUAUUUCACUUUUAGAGUAAGAAGUCUUUUCUUUUUAUACGCCACAAGGUAAUGUGUAAAGAGGGCUUCAGAGAGGGCAGUGUCUUUUUUUUUUUUUUUUUUUUCCACUUGUCUUUGUUCCGGUGGCUGAAUGAACUGCUGACUUCUAACGUUGUUCAAGAAUCACAAUUGCAGCUGAACAGAACUACUGGCCAUUAACAUUGUAUCAAUAUAUAUAUUGAUCUUAGCAGUCUGUUUGAUUUUUCACAAUAAAGUUUACAAAAAUGAA